CACCUGGCUCUUAAAGGGCCCGGCCCCUGACCGGCGGCUACUUAAGGCAGAGGGGCGGCGGCGGGCGGCAGCUGCGCUACGACUGCUCUAGGAGGAGCGGACCGGGCGAAAAUCCUGACCAUGACACCCCACAGGCUGCUGCCAUCGCUGCUGCUGCUAACUCUGCUGCUCGCUGCCCGCACAGGAGGCGCCUUGGCCCGCUGCCCAGGCUGCGGGCAGGGGGUGCAGGCGGGUUGUCCAGGGGCCUGCGUGGAGGAGGAGGAUGGGGGGCCGCCGGCGGAGGGCUGUGCGGAGGCUGGGGGCUGUUUCAGGAAGGAGGGGCAGCAGUGCGGGGUCUACACUCCUAACUGCGCCCCGGGACUGCAGUGCCAGCCGCCCGAGGAAGACGAGGCGCCUCUGCGGGCGCUGCUGCUGGGCCGGGGCCGCUGCCGCCGGGCGCGCGCGCCCUCGGGGGAGAAUCCUAAGGAGGGUAAACCCCAAGCAGGGACCACUCGCACACAGGAUGUGAACCGCAGAGACCAACAGAGAAAUCCGGGGACCUCUACCACUCCUGGCCGGCCCAAUCCUGGGGGUGUCCAAGACACGGAGAUGGGCCCGUGCCGCAGACAUCUGGACUCAGUGCUGCAGCAGCUCCAGACGGAGGUCUACCGAGGGUCUCACACCCUCUACGUGCCGAACUGUGACCAUCGGGGCUUCUACCGGAAGCGGCAGUGUCGCUCCUCCCAGGGGCAGCGCCGAGGACCCUGCUGGUGUGUGGAUCGGAUGGGCCAGCCCCUGCCCGGGUCCCCGGAUGGCGAUGGAGGCUCCCCCUGCCCUGCUGGGAGCAGUGGCUAAGGCUGGGUGGGGGGCUGCAGGGCCACCGGCAGAAGCCUGGGGCUGUCCUCUUGGGUCAUUUGCUGAGUGAUGAGUAACUCAAGGGCCCUGAGCCCCACAUUCCACCUUCAGGCCCUGACCCAUUGUCCCCCUCACCCCAGGACCUCGCACAUGGAAAGAUUGUUGGUGUUGGCUUGAGUCGUUAAUAAAGUUGUGUUGGGGGGACUCUG
Messenger RNA from Equus quagga, 1043 nucleotides. RefSeq names its product insulin like growth factor binding protein 6 (gene IGFBP6). Gene Ontology annotation, cellular component: extracellular region. Gene Ontology annotation, biological process: regulation of insulin-like growth factor receptor signaling pathway. NCBI's taxonomy places the organism in Eukaryota, Metazoa, Chordata, Mammalia, Perissodactyla, Equidae. Gene Ontology annotation, molecular function: insulin-like growth factor I binding; fibronectin binding; insulin-like growth factor II binding. Bases 121 to 834 code for a protein of 237 amino acids. The record is from RefSeq and is a predicted model, not a curated record. The transcript is spliced from 4 exons.